Messenger RNA from Drepanopeziza brunnea f. sp. 'multigermtubi' MB_m1, 582 nucleotides. RefSeq lists its product as uncharacterized. Lineage: Eukaryota; Fungi; Ascomycota; Leotiomycetes; Helotiales; Drepanopezizaceae. The record is from RefSeq and is a predicted model, not a curated record.
AUGUUCAUCAAGUCUGCCGUCGCCGGUGCGCUUCUGACCAGCUUCGUCGCUGCGCAGACCUUUAACUCCACCGUUGACCCAGGAAACGUCCUGCCCACGACCAAGUCGCAAUGGUGCCUGUCCCAAAUCAACGUCUGUGGCACUCUGUGCAGCGGCGAGGUCAACAGCAACGAGUGUGAUGCACCUACCCUUGUCUACAACUGCACCUGUGCCUCCAACAACUCCGCUCCAGGUCUCGCAUACUACACCGGAACCUUGCCAACCUUCGUCUGCAACCAAGUCUUUGAGAACUGCAUCGCUGCCGGAGAGAACGACCAAGCUGCCCAAGCUGUCUGCACAAAAAACAAGGACGCAAACUGUGGAACUCUGGACCCGGACAACUUUACCGCCCCUGCUGACACCUCAAGCUCCACAUCAUCCUCUCCCUCCCCAUCAGCCGUAAACUCUCCUUCGGCCGCUGCUGGAACUGCUACCCCUACAAACACUCCCAACGCUGCUGGUCCUAUCUUGAUGCCCGGCCAAAACGUCGGUCUCGGAGCCAUUGUUCUUGCCGCCGGUGCUGCGUUCGGAUACAUCCUUUGA